Molecule: messenger RNA, 2247 nt
Organism: Auanema sp. JU1783
Lineage: Eukaryota; Metazoa; Nematoda; Chromadorea; Rhabditida; Rhabditidae
Source: the annotation of a GenBank genome assembly
AUGGAUUUACUCGAGGCUUCCUCAACCGCUAGUUGUCCACAAGUAUCAGUGACAACGUUGUGCGAUGUGUCGACAGUUCAGCCAUUUUCGUUGAUAGACACGAAAAAUAUAUUCGAAUUGAAUUUGCCAACAUGUCGCUUGACUGAAGUCAUGUGGCAGUCUGUGACGUCUAGUAAGGUUAAUGUGGAUCUGAGCAAAUGCCCACUGAUGUGUACUUGUGCAAAUUAUUACAUGAUUUCACAUUUGCCAUCUCAUCACUUACGUUUGACACUGCCUUCAGGCAACUUCUGUGAAGGUAAAGUGUUAAACUGUACCAUCGGACAGCUUCUGACUGAUCAUGAUGUCAUCAAUGUUGAGCCUGGAGCUUCCUUUGACGUAGUCUUCCGUGUCGUAGGUGGCUAUGUUUUCAAAAAUCUAACGGUUAACAGACAGUAUUUCAUCUUCCCCGGAAUGAGAAAACACAAUGGAACUGAGUUUGUCUCUGCCCGGGAGGUUCGUCUACAUAUCGACUCUGCUGCAAAUGAAAUGACGGGCCAUGUGAAAUUCAUGUGUUGGCAUUGCGAGCAGCCCUUAAGUAGUUCAAUUGAGAUUCAUAUGGAAAAAGCGCUGGAAGUGGCCAUAAUAGAUGAUGAAAAGAAAACGGAUUUGAGUCAUUUGGUAGUGUCAGGACAUCCUUUGAAUUUCUUGACGUUGACUGUCAUAGAUGGAACAGGCCAAUUCAACUCGUCACAUGAUCUCCCUCUCUCGCUAGAAGAUGAAUCAAAGUUUAAUCUAUUCGAUGUUUUGUAUAUUCGUCCUGAAAAAGCACAUUCCACAUUCGAUAAACGGGUUUUCUCGAUCUACCUUCGAUCUCAUUUGUAUACGAUUGGUGCUCAACAUGAUCAAAUUAUAAACUCAGGGAACUUUUCUUUCACGAUAUGUAAUCAGACUAGCGAAACAGCUAAUACAAAGUUAAUUAAAAACAACACAGAGAGCGAUAUGCAAUGUCGUACAGCAUUUCAUUACAUGAAAAUGCCAAAGUCAUUCUUAUCUGAGGAUAUUGCUAGCAACAAAGCAAAAAUUUGGAUUCUCGCAAGCGUGUUGUGCUUCUUUGUAGCUCUACCAAUUAUAAUUUUUAUUAAUUUGCGAUAUAUGAAAACACGUAUUCUGAGGAACAAGAAUGGUAUGUUGCAGAUGGCAUUGAGGAUAUCACGAAGAAUAACUGGUGGACGUCGAGCAAGUCUCUCGACCGAAGAAACUAUGCUUCGUCUGGAAGAACGAGCUUCUCUUUCGUCUUCGGAUUAUUCAGGACAGAUUAUUCCUAGCAUAAACGGAGCUAGUAUUAAGAUACAUGAGCGUAUUGGAAAGGGUGCUUUCGGAGAAGUUUAUUGUGGAACAUGGGACAUAAAGGGAGAACGGAGUGUAGCAGUGAAAGCCAUCUAUCAAGCGGACGAACAGAUUGAAAAAGAGGCUCAAGUACUAUGCAGCUUGGAUCAUCCAAAUAUAGUCAGAUUGUAUGGAAUGACGAGGGAUGGAACUCGCUUAUUACUGGUCUUUGAAAUGAUGAAUCUAGGCGAUCUCAGAUCUUACUUGAAAAGCCGAGCUCCACAGGCAACCAAUUAUUCUCAGUUUCCACCUGCCCUCAUACUGAGAGAGCUCAAAUUUAUUUUGCGAGAAAUUGCGAAAGGAGUUCAUUACCUGGGAGCUCAGCAAAUUGUUCACAGAGACUUAGCAGCAAGGAACUGUCUUGUUUCUGGGAAGUCUGAUUUAAGAUGCACAUCAGCUAGUCAGCGUCCGCAGAUAACAGUGAAGAUUUCUGACUUCGGCAUGUCGAGGAAGCUGAAUUAUCAAGCGGAGUAUUAUCAGAUGAUGAAUCAAUCGUUGUUACCUGUGCGAUGGUUGCCCCCUGAAGCCAUUUCGAAUCAUAAGUUUAGUCAUGCUAGCGAUAUAUGGGCUUUUGGUGUUACUAUGUGGGAAAUAUUCAGCUAUGGAGAAGUUCCAUUUGACACAUUAACAAAUGAUGAAGUAGUUUCCUAUGCUAUGGCUGGAAUGCGCCCGCCUAGACCAAAUGCUUGUCCUUCUGAAAUUUAUGAAAUCAUGAAGAAGUGUUGGGCUAUGUCGCCCGACGAACGAAUAUCCUUAGAGGAUAUACUACUUCACCCAUCCAUAUCAGCCAUCACAGACACUACUACUAAUGCUUCAACCAACGGUUCUAAUAGUUUUCCCUUAACUGAGAUCACUCUUACUCCUACUACGGUUGAAGCAUAG